AUGUCUCGACGGCCCGGCAAUGACAGGGCGGCCCAGAAUGCCCAAACUCUUAAAGCUCUAGUCAAGCUCGAAGGAAACAAAGUCUGCGCCGACUGCAAAAGAAACAAGCAUCCACGAUGGGCAAGCUGGAAUCUCGGUGUGUUUAUUUGCAUUCGCUGUUCGGGCAUUCAUCGAGGGAUGGGUACUCAUAUCAGUCGAGUCAAGUCGGUUGAUCUGGAUGCCUGGACGGACGAGCAACUGCAGAGUGUCCUGAAAUGGGGCAACACAAGAGCGAACAAAUACUGGGAGGCCAAGUUGGCGCCGGGGCACGUGCCAUCGGAAGCAAAGAUUGAGAACUUCAUACGUACAAAGUACGAAUCCAAGAGAUGGGUAAUGGACGGUCCCAUGCCCGAUCCCUCGACGCUAGAUGCCGAAGGUGACGAUAAUAUGCCGUUGAAUAUUGUGCAAGAGAAGGCCAAAAUUGAGAGGUCGGCUUCUCAGCGUCAAGCGUCCACCCAACCACCUCCGCAGCCUCGUGCUGCUGCAAAUGUGAAUCUCUUUGACGACUUCGCACCAGCUCCACCAGUCAGGCCUAACACAGCAGACAUUCUUGAGUCAAAACCCACGCGAACUGGUCCAGUGGCCCCGGCUCCGGCUGCGAAACCCGCUGCGAGGCCACAAGAGUCUCUACUUGGGUUAGAUUUCUUUGGCGGCUCGUCAUCAAGUGGCGUUGGUCGACCUUCGAGUGCGGCGUCUAACCCUCCAGCAUCUACCAAUCCUCGAGGAGAUCUGAAGAGUUCAAUUCUGUCGCUGUAUUCUACUGCACCCAAACCUCAACCAGCACCUCAACCUCAGCAUGAUCGCCAGCCAUCAUUUGGUGGAACGGCAACAUCACCCCCGGCUGCGAAGCAAGAUGCAUUUGGAGGACUUGCUGAUGCCUUCAGCGGAUUGAGCUUCCCUAACCCAAGCACCACAAAACCCCCGGCACCACAGCCAUCCUCCGCAUUUUCUGCGUUCGGCAGCUUGACCAGUCCUGUUGCAGCGCCGAAAGCCACGCCCUCUGCAGCCCAGGUGGCUUCGCCGCCUCCCCUAAGUGGUGGCAGUUUCUUUGAAGCCUUCCCCUCCAAAGCGCCUGCUGCAAAACCUACCCUCACUUCGCCGUCGACCUCGAAUGGACUAGAUUUCUCGUUUACGCAAAGAGCACCGGCCCCGCAGCCCGCCGCAGCUCCAGGACCUAGGCCUUCUGCCACGUCUAUUUCUGCUGAUUUGUUUGCGACUGACGAUUUUGGUGGAUUUGCCAGCUCGACACCUACCUCGCCACCCAAGCCAGCUCCCAUGCCACAAGUAUCAUCACCUACUGUCGGCAACUCGACGUUUAGCUCACCUUUUAAUUUGUCUUCGCAGCCUGCACCGGGGCCGAAGCCAGCUCCCCAGCCUUUCAAAGCACCAGCCAUGCCUCAAACCAAUUCAUCAAUGUUUGAUCCAUGGGCUUCAGGCAGUGAGAGCAGCCCCUGGGGGGCGCCAGACCCGACACCUGCAAAGCCAUCGCAGCCCCAAGUCGAGUUAGGGAGACCACCAGCCCACAUUACGCCGAAUGAUAUCCAUGGAGGAUGGGGAGAGCCCAUAUCGUCGAGCAACAAACCCGUGCGACAGGCAUCAGUGACAGCCGACGAGGACUUUGGGGGAUGGACCUCGGCGUCGACAACACAGACGCCAGUGGCCCCGCCGGCCAAAAGUAGUGGAGGAUUUGGAAGUACAUCGGAUCCAUUUGAUAAUCCAUGGGGUUGA
Messenger RNA from Cladophialophora bantiana CBS 173.52, 1767 nucleotides. RefSeq lists its product as uncharacterized. Bases 1 to 1767 code for a protein of 588 amino acids. Gene Ontology annotation, biological process: intra-Golgi vesicle-mediated transport; endoplasmic reticulum to Golgi vesicle-mediated transport; endocytosis. The record is from RefSeq and is a predicted model, not a curated record. Gene Ontology annotation, cellular component: Golgi apparatus. The transcript has a single exon. NCBI's taxonomy places the organism in Eukaryota, Fungi, Ascomycota, Eurotiomycetes, Chaetothyriales, Herpotrichiellaceae. Gene Ontology annotation, molecular function: metal ion binding; GTPase activator activity.